Molecule: messenger RNA, 1641 nt
Organism: Rhododendron vialii
Lineage: Eukaryota; Viridiplantae; Streptophyta; Magnoliopsida; Ericales; Ericaceae
Product: protein EMSY-LIKE 3-like
Exons: 10
Coding region: 205-1470 (421 amino acids)
Biological process (GO): defense response to fungus
Cellular component (GO): nucleus
Source: RefSeq, a predicted model, not a curated record
GGAAUUAAAAAACUCUCUCUCUCUCUCUUCGAUGCUCAAAGCGCGAAGGCUCCAUUGACGAUUUUCUCUUUCCUUUCGAUUACUACUUCAUUGGAAGACUCGUUCGGAGACUCAUUCGCAUUUCAAACAGCUGAACAAGCUACCGUCUGUGAUUUCUAGGGUUUGCUAUAUUCUGUGAACACGAUCCCCUGUUACAAUCUUGUCAUGGAUUAUGUUCACGUCGACGACACCAGCGGUACAGAUGAUGAUCUUCCGCCAUCGCACCAUAACAGACAUGCAAGAGGUGGCCGGGUCGCAGGAAAUGGAAGAUCUUUUGGAGGUUCUGUCCCAUUCAAUAGGAUGCACAUUGAUAUGGACUCUGAAAUUCACCAACUUGAGAAAGAAGCGUACAGUUCAGUCCUGCGGGCUUUUAAAGCACAGUCCGAUGCCCUUACAUGGGAAAAGGAAGGAUUAAUUACUGAACUUAGGAAAGAGCUUAGGGUGUCGGAUGAUGAACACAGAGAACUACUUACCAGGGUUAAUUCUGAUGACAUUAUCCGUAGGAUAAGGGAGUGGAGACAAUCUGGUGGACACAAUGGCUCUAUGCUGAGCACACCCCAGGCUGUUCAUGAUCUGUUACCCAGUCCAACAACAGCACGCAAGAAACAGAAAACAUCCCAAUCAGGUGCCCUAUCAGCUGGUGUGCCACUGCGGCCUUUGCAUUCUCAGGGUGAUGCUGCAUCCAUGCAGCCAUCACCUGCAGCUGCAAAACGAGGACAUCCAUUUGGAAGUGGUGGCAAAAGGCUUAAACCUGGUCAGCCAUUUACUGGUUUAUCGUCGGUGAAUUCCAUGCAGUACCCUAAUCGUAGUUCUUCUGGUGCUAUCGUGACAAAUGAAACUGCAGAAGCAGCAAUAAAUGAUCCAUUAAUUGGAAGGAAAGUGAUGACAAGAUGGCCAGAGGAUGACAACUUCUAUGAGGCUGUAAUAACUAACUACAACCCAAUUGAGGGUCGACAUGCUCUGGUCUAUGAUAUACGUACAGCGAAGGAGACAUGGGAAUGGGUUAAUCUUAAAGAGAUUUCCCCUGACGAUAUACGUUGGGUAGGUGAUGAUCCAGGAAUUCCUCAUAGAGGAGUGAAUAAUUCAUUAAGCCUUGGUGUUACUCCACGUGCUGGAAGAGGGAGAGGGGCAGCAAAGGAAUUGCCUCGGUUACAAAAUGGGUUAGGAAGGGUUUCAGAUGAAAUUGAAAUACUUCACACUGAAACAUUAUUAAAGGAGGUUGAGAAAGUAUUUGGUGCAAGUCAGCCUGAUAUUCUUGAAAUUGAAAAGGCAAAGAAAAUGCUCAAGGAACACGAACAAGCACUGAUCGAUGUGAUUGAAAAGCUUGCAGAUGCAUCCGACAGCGAAAGUGAUGGGGAGCCGCAAAUUUCACAUGGACAAUCAAGGAAUGGAGGAUGGAGAAGCAUGCACUACACUGAAAUUCAGUCCUGAGUUCAAGGCGGAGUUGAAUAGAUGUGAUUGUUUAGGAGCUGCGAUAGCAUAGCAAACGAUGAUGUGAUGACUAUUUAUUUACUUUUUAUCUUUGUAUGUAGCUAAUCUGAAUGUCUUCAUGCCCCACUUGGAAGGACAGUCAUUGCUAUAAAGCUGUUCAACAUUCCUUCA